ACCUCGCCCAAACAGGUCGACAAUUUUUUUUAGCUUUCACCAUUUAUCAUCAUGAUUCUGCCACGUUUAUCGGUAGCUCUUACUUUAUUCCUCGUCGGCGUCGCAGUUUGUAGUCCUUACCCCAAACCGCAAGAGACCUCAACGCUGCAAUGCGGUAAAAACGAAUACUAUUCACCGUGUAAUUGUGGCCAAAAUACUUGCGCCGAGCCGCAGCUAACUCUCGUCAUCCGAUGCAUCCGGUGCCAGGAAGAGUGCGUCUGCAAAGACGGUUACGUCCGGAACGGGGGCAUUGGGGAUCCAUGCGUUCCGAUUGAUCUGUGUGCUCCAACUGGACCUUCCGGUUACUAGUGAGAAAUCGAAACUAAAAGCUGAGUGGCUUUCGAAGGUUACAAAAUAAAACGUCUGCUGCUCUUCACCUAUA
Messenger RNA from Uranotaenia lowii, 421 nucleotides. RefSeq names its product inducible metalloproteinase inhibitor protein-like. The record is from RefSeq and is a predicted model, not a curated record. Lineage: Eukaryota; Metazoa; Arthropoda; Insecta; Diptera; Culicidae. The transcript has 2 exons. Bases 52 to 348 code for a protein of 98 amino acids.